Messenger RNA from Leguminivora glycinivorella, 1023 nucleotides. RefSeq lists its product as uncharacterized. The coding region runs from base 1 to 1023 and encodes 340 amino acids. The transcript has 5 exons. The record is from RefSeq and is a predicted model, not a curated record. Lineage: Eukaryota; Metazoa; Arthropoda; Insecta; Lepidoptera; Tortricidae.
AUGGGGAAAGACAAAAAAUACCAAUGCCUUCAAAAACGAAAAAAAUGGAACCGUUGCGUUUUACAGAAUGCAAGAGAAGCUCUAAGAUUGAAAAAGCUACAAGUUUCAAAUAAUAGUAAUGCUCCUAUAAGUAAUGGUCCCAAUGUUCAACAAACCGAUCCCUUCAACGAGAUCAAUGACCAAACUUUAGAUGACAAUGACCAAACAACAUUUCAAAAUGAUAACGGUAAAUCACCACAACAAAAUGUACAGUUUGAUGAAGAGAUUGAAGAGCGGAAUGAGGCGGAAGAAAUAUCCCUUACAAUAGAAAAAGAAAUAGAAGAUUCCGAAGUACCUAAUUAUGUCGUUCAGGGGCGGAGAGUGAUUGAUUUUGAAUAUUUUAUGACACAGUUAACUGCUAUUGAAUCACAUGGUGAUAAAUUCGGUUGUAGGCUGAGCAAUCUGAAAAUAGUUCAAGAAAAACAAACCGGACUCAAAUCGGUAUUUUCUUAUAAAUGUCGUAUGUGCGGUUUAAAAUUUGUACUUAACACUUGCGACGAUGAUGCUAUGAAACUCGACGUCAACGCUGGAGCAGUAUCUGGAGCAAUCGUGACCGGAAUUGGAUGGUCAAAUCUUAAUGAAAUCAAUGCCUCGAUGGAUUUACCAACUAUGUCGUUCAAUUUGUACAGCUCUACACACGACGAUGUUGCAGAAAUAUGGCGUAUAACUGCUGAGCAAACUAUGCAGAAAGCUGCCGAAGAUGAACGAGAAGCCGCAAUAAUACGGGGCGAUGUCAAUGAUGCAGGAAUAGCAAUGAUACCAGUAGAAGCAGACGCCUGUUGGAGUAAACGUUCAUACAGAACAAAUUACUCUGCUUUAUCUGGUGUGGCAGCCAUCGUUGGCGAACAUACCGGUAAAGUAUUGCAUGUUGGGAUGAUCGGCUUACAAGACUCCGUACAGCUAUUCGCUCGGCGAGCAAAUUCAGAAGAAACGAAAACAACUCCAUCGAAACUAAAAUUAAAAACUUACAAGUGGACAUCAUGA